This is a messenger RNA of Eimeria mitis, 3834 nucleotides long. RefSeq lists its product as uncharacterized. NCBI's taxonomy places the organism in Eukaryota, Apicomplexa, Conoidasida, Eucoccidiorida, Eimeriidae. The record is from RefSeq and is a predicted model, not a curated record. Gene Ontology annotation, cellular component: nucleus; SWI/SNF complex. The transcript is spliced from 6 exons. Bases 1 to 3834 code for a protein of 1277 amino acids. Gene Ontology annotation, molecular function: transcription coregulator activity. Gene Ontology annotation, biological process: regulation of transcription by RNA polymerase II.
AUGCAUGCAGCAGCAGCUUUAUCUCAUCUAUCGGAUAUACUAUCAAAGGGGCAGCAGCACUGGCGGCUUGAGCAGCAGCAAGCAGCAGACCUGCUGCAGCAGCUGCUGCUGCUGCUGCUGCUGCAUGCAAGCAGGAGAACCCUCACACCCCCAGACCCCUUCGGCAAUGCGCUGGCAGAUGAAACCCUCAUUCGCUUCAUGAAACCCAUCGUAUUUGCUGCAGUUUCUUCUUUGGGGGCCUUGCAGCUGCAGCACGAAGCCAAGACAGCAGGGAUGUCAGCAGCAGCAGCAGCAGCAGCUGCUGCUGCUGCUGCUGCAGCAGCAGCAAGAAGGGGAGGAGCGGCAGUGGAGCCCUUCGCUAGCCUUGCUGCUGUCUCCCCUAUAGCUGGGCCUGUUCCUUCUGCUGCUGCAGUUGCUGCUGCUUGCUGCAGCGGUGCUGCUGCUCCUUUGUAUCUGCAGCAGGCCGAUUGGUUGCUGCAUGCAUUGAGGACAGCAGCAGAUGACACAGCAGCAGCAGCAGCAGCAGCAGCAGCAGCAUCAGGUGAGCAGCAGCAUGGGGUGUACGGGGACAUCCCCAGCUACUUGCCUAGCGACAGCUCCCCUGAGUUCUUUCAGGUGUACGGGGACAUCCCCAGCUACUUGCCUAGCGACAGCUCCCCUGAGUUCUUUCAGGCUGCUGCUGCUGCUGCUGCACUGCAGCAGCAGCAGCAGCAGCAGUUGCUGCUGCUGCAGCAGCAGCAGCAGCUAAAAGAUGCAGGUACUGUUCUCUUCUUUGUUACUGGCAUCGUUCGUUUUAUGGGGCUUCCUAUUUGCUUCGGGGGUGGCCUUGCUGCUGCUGCUCUCAACGCAGCAGCAGAUCUCUUUGCUGCUGCUGCUGCAGCAGGAAGAAACCCCAGCAUCCGCAGCGACCCGCAGCAGCAGCAGCAGCUGCAUGCGCUGCAGUGUGCUGCACUAGUCUUCAUGGGGCGGGUAGCUGAGACACAAAGGUGCGGCUGCCCCCCCCCACGUCUGGCGCUGACUCCUUGGCAGCAUCCCAGCGGUCCUUGCUGCUGUUUCCUGAGACAGCAGCAGCAGCAGCAGCAGCAGCAGCAGCAGCAGCGGCAGCAGCAGCAGCAGCGAUACGGGGUUCUGCAGCAGCAGUUUGAGCCCCCGGAGCAGGUCCAAGCCAGGCUGCAGCAGCAGCUGCUGCGGGGGCAGACAGCAGCACGAGUUGUUUCGUGUGUGUUUAGGUUUGCUGCUAAAAGGAGACUGUCUCCGCAGCAAGCUGCUGCUGCUCUUGCUGCUUGUCGUUCUCUUGCAGUUUCAGGGUUGCUGCAUGCUGCUGCUGCUCACUAUGAGGGACAAUACGAGCAGCAGCAGCAGCAGCAGUUGCUGCUGCAGCAACAACUCCUGCUGCUGCAACAGCAGCAGCAGCAGAUCUAUAACCGAAGAGGCUCUGCUCCCUCCUCCUUCAGCUCCCUGCAGCAGCAGCAGCAGCAGCACGAGCAGCAGCAGCGCCCCCGCCUCUCCAGCAGCAGCAGCAACACCAGCAGCAGCAGCAGCAGCAGCAGCAGCAGGAGAAAGAAGCAGCUGCUGCAGCUGUGCAUAGACUUCAAUCUGCCGCUGCUGCUGCCCCCCGAGCGUUCUGUUGGCCUGGAUUCGCUGCGGCUGAUUGAGCCUGACGACAGCAGCAGCAGCAGCAGCAGCAGCAGCGGCAGCAGCAGCUCAGAUGAAGAUAGACUUGCUGCUGCAAGGAGACAGUCCCUAACCAGGAGACGGAGACUCUCGCUUAAGAGAGGAGGGCAGCUAGAGGGUGCAGCAGCAGCAGCAGCAGCAGCAGCAGCAGCAGCAGCAGGAGAGACUGCACCAGCACAGACAGAUGCAGCAGAAAGGACAGCAGCAACUGCUGCACCUGCUGCUGCUGCUGUUGCUGCUGCUGCUGCAUCUGCUGCUACUGCAUCUGCUGCUGCUGCUUGGACGCAUGCACCUCCUGCUGCUGUCUUCGGUGUCCUCGUGUUUGUGCUGCGGCUGCUGUGUCUUUGCCCUGUAGACUGCAGCGAGGGAGCAGCAGCAGCAGCAGCAGCAGCAGCAGGUGAAUGGUCAGAUUCAUCGCUGCUAGAACAGCAGCAGCAGCAGCAGCAGCAGCAGCAAGUCUGCACCUCCCCUGCUGCUGUCCUCAGAGGGGCAGCAGCUCACGUCCUCUUCAAGGUCUUAGCUCAGGAUACACCUGGUGCUGCUGCUGCUGCUGCUGCUGCUGCUGCUGUCUCUGCUGCUGCUGUCUCUGCUGCUGCUGCUGCUGCUGUCUCUGCUGUUGCUGCUGCUGCUGCUGCUGGUGGUGUCACUGGUGCUGCUGCUGCUGCUGCUGCUGGUGGUGUCACUGGUGCUGCUGCUGCUGCUGCUGCUGUCUCUGUUGCUGCUGCUGCUGCUGGUGUCCCUGGUGCUGCUGCUGAUGCUGCCUCUGUUGCUGCUCGCUCUGUUGCUGCUGCCUAUGUUGCUGUUGUUUCUGCUGCUGCUGUCUCUUCUGGUGCGGCUGCUUUUGUUGCUGCUGUUGGUGUCGGUGCUUCUACUGCUGCUGCUGCUUCUGGUGUCUGUCUCACUAUUGCUGCUACUGCUGUUGUUGGUUCAGCGAUGCCUGCGGUGUGUUCUUGCCUGGCUCUGAUGGCGGAGCGUGCAGCAGCAGAAGCCCCAGCAGCAGCAGCAGCAGCAGCAGCUGCUGCUGCUGCUGCUGCUGCUGGUGGCGAUCCCUCCUCUGUCCCUCUCUCUGUGUCUCCUGCUGUUCCUCAGUCUCAAGCAGCAGCAAUAUGUGAGCUGCUGCUGCAUGCAGCAGCUGUUGAUACCGAUAGAGGGGGCCUUGCUGCUGCUGCUCUGCGGGCUCUGGCGAAGCUCAUCCCCUCCCUGCUGCCCUGUGCCCUUCAGCAGCAGCAGCAGCAGCAGCAGCAGCAGCAACAGCAACAGCAGCAGCAGCAGCAGCAGCAGCUACGACAGGCGUUUUUGCUGCGGGCUUCGACCGCUCCACCAUGGGAUCAAAGGCCUCAACAGCAGCAGCAGCAGCAGCUGCAGCAGCAACAGCAGCUGCAGCAGCAGCAGCAGCAGCAGCAGCAGCAAUCUGGCUCCUUCGGCAGCCGUGCUGUUGUCUUCGUAGAGUGCUUGUCUGGGGCCCUUGAGGAGCAUGCAGGGGGGGCCUUCCCCCUUUCUGUUGAGGGUUGGUCUGUGUCUCUAUCUGAGCUGCUGCUGCUGCUGCACUUGGGGCUGCUAGAACAAUACAGCAGCAACGAGACGCAGCAGCUCUUUGUAUCCUGCUGCUUGCUGCGAGGAUUCACUGCUGCUGCUGCUGCAGCAAGAAGAGAAGCAGAUAACCCCACAUGCACCAGCAGCAGCAGCAACAGCAGCACCAGCAGACAGCUGCAGCUCACUGGGGGCCCCUCCUCCGGCUUUAAUCUUCGUUCUGCUGGCAGCUUCACAGCAGCAGCAGCAGCAGCAGCAGCAGCAGCAGCAGUAGCAGCAGGAGGUAUAGCUGACGGGUACGAACUGCAGCAGCAGCAGCAGCAGCAGCAGCAGCAGCAGAGAGCUCUUGCAGCACUACAGUUUGCUGCUGUUGUCUGCCGCUCUAUCCCCUCUCUCUCGCUGCAGCAGACACUCACCCGUGUCUUGCUGGGCUGCGCUUCUUUUGCUGCAGCAGCAGACAGUGCAGCCCCAGCAGCAGCAGCAGCAGCAGCAGCACCAGCAGCACCAGCAGCAGCAGCAGCAACAGAAACAGAAGCAGCUGAUGAUAGGGCCCCUGCACUCUGGCUGUCGCUGGGGAGGCCCCACAGCAGCAGAAGAGACAGGAGGCAGCAGCAGCUCCUCUCUUAUUGA